AUGGACUCCAGACAAAGGUUGGGGAAAUACAGGGUAGAGAGGGAAAUCCUAGAUGAGCAGAGAUUAGAAGAACUGACACAGAGGAAAACAGACAUCCACCUACCUCUUUCUGAUCGUUUGAAAGACUCUUUAAGAUGUAGUGUAACUAAACUGAAGCGAAGCGUGCUGAGCAGCUUCCCUGUGUUAUACUGGCUGCCCAAGUACUCCAUCUGGGACUAUGGCAUGCCCGACCUUGUCUCUGGGAUCAGUGUGGGCAUCAUGCACCUGCCACAAGGCAUGGCUUAUGCUUUGCUGGCUUCUGUACCUCCUGUAUUUGGGCUUUACACUUCUCUCUAUCCUGCAUUAAUCUACUUCUUUUUUGGAACAUCUCGCCAUAUUUCCAUUGGUACAUUUACCAUCCUCAGCAUCAUGGUAGGUAGUGUGACUGAGACACUUGCUCCGGAUGAGAACUUCUUGAAAAGAAACGGGACCAACUUUACUGCAGAGGUGGACAUAAGUGCCCGGGACUCAUACAGAGUGCAGGUGGCAGCUGCUACCACUGUCCUAGGAGGACUUAUUCAGGUGUUUUUAGGUGCUGUAAAGUUUGGAUUUGUGGGAAUGUACCUGUCCGAGCCUCUGGUGCGAGCUUAUACAACUGCUGCAGCAGCACAUGCUGUGGUGGCACAGCUGAAGCACAUUUUUGGAGUUUCACCCACAAGGUUUAACGGCCCACUGUCACAGGUUUAUACUCUGGUGGACAUUUGCUCCUUGCUGCCGCAGACACACAUCCCCACAUUAGUGGUCAGUGCUGUGACCAUUGUGCUUCUAAUCGCAGCCAAAGAGCUCAACUCAUUUUUCAGUGCGAAGCUGCCGGUUCCCAUCCCAGUGGAGCUCAUCACAAUUGUGGCAGGGACCCUGAUAUCAUCCUACACCCACUUGAAUACCAACUACACUGUUUCAGUUGUUGGAGAGAUUCCAAGUGGUUUAAGUUCUCCCAGUGUGCCAGAUGUGAGAAUUUUUGGUGAGGUCAUUGGUGAUGCUUUUGCGCUGGCUAUAGUUGGAUAUGCUGUAUCCAUUUCUCUUGGAAAAACCUUUGCACUGAAGCAUGGAUACAAGGUGGACAGUAACCAGGAGCUUGUGGCGCUUGGUCUCAGUAAUGCAGUGGGAGGCUUCUUCCAGUGUUUCUCUGUCUGCUCCUCCAUGUCUCGAAGUCUCAUCCAAGAAACCACCGGAGGUAAAACUCAAAUGGCUGGAGUUGCCUCAGCUCUAAUCGUGUUGGUGACCAUUCUGAAACUUGGACCACUCUUCCAGGAACUGCCGAAGGCUAUGCUUGCAUCAAUUGUGCUUGUUAAUCUGAAGGGAAUGAUCAAGCAGUACUCUGACAUUGUUACACUGUGGAGGAGCAGCAAGACUGAUCUGGUGGUUUGGUUGGUCACAUGGGUGUCAACGAUGCUCCUCAAUCUGGAUCUGGGCCUGGCUGCCUCCAUCAUGUUUGCUGUGUUCACAGUUAUCUUUAGGACUCAGAUGCCAACAUACUCGGUUCUGGGAAAUGUUCCAGGUACAGAACUUUAUGUGGAUAUAGAAACACAUGGGGAGGCAAAAGAGAUUCCAGGUGUCACCAUUUUCCGUUCCUCUGCUACGGUGUAUUUUGCCAACGCUGAGCUCUACCUCGAUGCCCUGAAAGAAAAGAGUGGACUUGACAUCAGUAAAAUGAUUAUUUAUAAGAGAAGACAGGAGGCCAAACAGAGAAGACGAGAAAGAAGGGCUGAGAGACGGGCCAAGAGGCAGGCUAAGAGAGAGAGACGGGCUCAAAGAGCAGCUAAGAAGCUUUCUGGACCCCCAGAGCUUUCUGUGGAGGAGGGGGCUGGCUGCUGGAAGGACACAUGCAUAGAUGAGGCAGAGAUGGAGGAUCCAGGCUGGACUGAGAGGGAGAACGGGACAGUGUUUGUGAUCCCAACCACUCCCAGAACUCCUGAUGGUCAGUCCAGAUGGGAGUACCUGAAAGGAGGGGACCCAGACUGCACCAGUUUGGACUGGAUGACAGAGGAUCAGGAUGGAGACACCACCACUCUGGGUUCUAGCACUGAGGACACCCUGAGCCGGGACCUGGAGCGAGUCUCUCUUGGGUCUUUGGGCAAGUGGACCUGGGACAUUCACUCCAUUAUCCUCGACCUUUCCACAACUAACUUCAUUGACAUCGUGGCUAUAAAGACGAUGAAAAAUAUUUUUAAGGACUUCAGUGAAAUUGAUGUGGAUAUUUACAUCGCUGGCUGUCAAGCGUCUGUGGUGGAACAAUUAGAGCGCGGUGACUUCUUCUCAGAAACGGUAACAAAACAACAGCUUUUUGCUUCUGUUCAUGACGCCGUGCUCUUCUGUCUCAACCACCGUGGAGCCACUUCAGUCCCCAGAUACGACCCGACGCUGGACCUACACAACAACACAAAGUUUUAG
This is a messenger RNA of Nematolebias whitei (Rio pearlfish), 2430 nucleotides long. RefSeq names its product solute carrier family 26 member 6, like (gene slc26a6l1). The coding region runs from base 1 to 2430 and encodes 809 amino acids. NCBI's taxonomy places the organism in Eukaryota, Metazoa, Chordata, Actinopteri, Cyprinodontiformes, Rivulidae. Gene Ontology annotation, cellular component: membrane. The record is from RefSeq and is a predicted model, not a curated record. The transcript is spliced from 19 exons. Gene Ontology annotation, biological process: transmembrane transport. Gene Ontology annotation, molecular function: bicarbonate transmembrane transporter activity; oxalate transmembrane transporter activity; chloride transmembrane transporter activity.